UAUAAAAAGAUUGCUCGUGUUACAGACAUCAUUCUUUCAACUCCAUUGUUCAAUAGACCAGCAUCUUCCAACAUGAGUUCUUUAACGCUUGUGUCAAUCCUAGCCUUGUUGGCUGUUGUAUCAGCCGGGCAGUACUACUCGCAGUACAAUGGCUUCGGCGCCGGUGCCGGCGCAGGAUUCGGGGCAGGUUUCGGCGCGGGAGCAGGGUUCGGAUACAGCGGAGGGGCCCACAUCCCAAUACUGCGAUAUGAAAACGUUAACAACGGCGACGGCACCUACAGAUACAACUACGAAACCGGCAACGGCAUCUCAGCGCACGAGAGCGGGGCCCCCCGAGCGCAGGGCCCCGAAGGGCCCGCAGUGACGGCGGAGGGUGGAUUCUCUUACCGUGCCCCUGAUGGCCAGCAGAUCUCACUGUCCUACACCGCUGAUGAGAACGGCUUCCACCCUGUCGGCUCACACAUCCCCACCCCACCCCCCAUCCCGGAGGCUAUCCUCAGGUCCAUUCAGUUCAACAGACAGAACCCUUCAUCCGGAGACGGGCACUACAAUGCCGGACGAUACAAUGGAUACCACUAUUGACGACACCAGCCCCCAUCAACGAUACGGACUGUGAUAAACAUAUUAUUUAUUCUAUAGCAAUGUCUAAUCGACGUAUAUUUAUGCAAGCUUUAAUAUACUUAGUAUGACAAUUAUAAAGUUGGUUUGAUUCAAU
Messenger RNA from Plodia interpunctella (Indianmeal moth), 715 nucleotides. RefSeq names its product pupal cuticle protein 20-like (gene CPR8). Lineage: Eukaryota; Metazoa; Arthropoda; Insecta; Lepidoptera; Pyralidae. The coding region runs from base 73 to 582 and encodes 169 amino acids. The transcript has 4 exons. Gene Ontology annotation, molecular function: structural constituent of chitin-based larval cuticle. The record is from RefSeq and is a predicted model, not a curated record. Gene Ontology annotation, cellular component: chitin-based extracellular matrix.